This is a messenger RNA of Pseudozyma flocculosa PF-1, 633 nucleotides long. RefSeq lists its product as uncharacterized. Gene Ontology annotation, cellular component: ESCRT III complex; multivesicular body. NCBI's taxonomy places the organism in Eukaryota, Fungi, Basidiomycota, Ustilaginomycetes, Ustilaginales, Ustilaginaceae. The coding region runs from base 1 to 633 and encodes 210 amino acids. The record is from RefSeq and is a predicted model, not a curated record. Gene Ontology annotation, biological process: endosome transport via multivesicular body sorting pathway; late endosome to vacuole transport; protein transport. The transcript is spliced from 4 exons.
AUGAGCGGCCUCGAAAAGUCCCUCUUCCAGCUCAAGUUUACCGCAAAGUCGCUCGAGCGACAGGCCCGCAAGGCAACAAAGGACGAAAAGGCCGAACAGGCAAAGCUCAAAAAGGCCCUGGCGCAAGGCAACGUCGAGGGUGCACGCAUCUACGCCGCCAACGCCAUCCGCAAGAAAAAUGAGAGCCUCAACCUACUGAGGCUAGGCAGCAGGAUCGAUGCCGUCGCAAGCAGAGUCGAGACGGCCGUCACCAUGCGACAGGUCACGGGAAGCAUGACAUCCGUAGUCAAGGGCAUGGACAAGGCCAUGGAGAGCAUGAACCUCGAGCGCAUCUCGAUGGUGAUGGACAAGUUCGAGAACCAGUUCGAGGACCUCGACGUGCAGACGUCGUACAUGGAGGGCACGAUUGGCGCCACGACGGCCCAGACGACGCCCCAGGACCAGGUGGACCUGCUGAUGCAGCAGGUGGCGGAUCAGAAUGGCAUCGAGCUCAACCAGCAGCUAGGCGAGGCCAACCUCGAGGGCAAGGUCGCCGAGCUCAGCAGCCCGCAGCCAGCCGAAAAGGCAAAGGACAAGGAGAGGGAGGACGACGCCCUGGCCGAGCGGCUGCGGGCCCUCAGACCGGCAACGUGA